This is a messenger RNA of Ostrinia furnacalis (Asian corn borer), 1991 nucleotides long. RefSeq names its product sorbitol dehydrogenase-like. The coding region runs from base 68 to 1114 and encodes 348 amino acids. NCBI's taxonomy places the organism in Eukaryota, Metazoa, Arthropoda, Insecta, Lepidoptera, Crambidae. Gene Ontology annotation, molecular function: L-iditol 2-dehydrogenase (NAD+) activity; zinc ion binding. The transcript has 8 exons. Gene Ontology annotation, biological process: D-sorbitol catabolic process. The record is from RefSeq and is a predicted model, not a curated record.
UCAGCACGAUUGUUGUGGAGAUGGAAAUAAUAUUCAUUUACAUUAGUUAUACCGUGAAGAGUGGAAUAUGGCUGAAAAUUACGCUGCUGUGCUCUAUGGACCCAACGACCUUAGGGUGGAAAAAUGGCCGAUGCCGGAGAUCAACGAUUAUGAAGUGCUGGUGAAGAUGACCAGCGUUGGCAUUUGCGGCUCCGAUGUCAAGCUGUACUCCUCGGGCCGCUGCGGCGCGGUGCAGGUGGCCAGUCCCAUAGUCAUCGGCCACGAGGGCGCGGGUUACGUUGUCAAGGUGGGCUCCAAAGUGUCGGACCUGAAGGUGGGCGACCGCGUGGCCAUCGAGCCGACGCAACCGUGCCGCGCGUGCGAGCACUGCCGGCUGGGCCGCUACAACGUGUGCGCGCGGCCCGGCUACUGCUCUACGCCCGCCGCCCCCGGCAACCUCAGCCGGUACUACAAGCACGUCGCCGACUUCUGCCACAAGAUCCCCGCCAACCUAUCAAUGGACGAAGGCGCGGCGGUGCAGCCGUUAGCCAUAGCGGUGCACGCGUGCCGGCGCGCCGGGAUAUCGCUCGGGCACAGCGUGGUCGUGCUGGGCGCCGGGCCCGUCGGCGUGCUGUGCGCGAUGACGGCGCGCGCUAUGGGCGCUACCAACAUUCUUAUCACUGACACUGUCGAGUCUCGCCUCGACACAGCAAAGGAGAUGGGGGUAAACCACGCCCUGUUAGUGAAGCCCGAAGAACCGGACCAAGACGUCGUGGAUCGUAUUACGUUAACGUUGGGUGCGCAGCCGCAUGUCACUAUUGACGCGUGCGCGUUUCCUUCUGCGCAGAGGGUCUCUUUGAUGGUGACUCGCACGGGCGGCACGGUUCUGGUGGUGGGCAUCGGCGAGCCCACGUCGCAGGUGCCUCUAACCGCUGCCUUGCUGCGAGAGGUCGAUGUGCGAGGCUCCAACCGCAUCGCCAACACAUACCCAGCGGCACUAGCGGCCGUGUCGAGCGGCGCCAUCGACCUGAAGCGGUUCAUCUCGCACCACAUGCCGCUGGAGCGCGCCAAAGAAGCGCUUGAACUGGCCAAGAGCGGGCAGGCCAUGAAGAUCAUCAUACACCCGCAUGAUUAACCCCCUCGGUCAUCAAUAUGCACUUCGCAAAAUGAGCAUCGUGAUCAUCAUUUCAGUCAUAGCACGUCCACUGCAGAACAUAUAGACUAAGAGCUAGUGAACGCCAGACCUACGUCAUUUUAUAAAAGCUGAAAGUUUGUCAGCGUAUACUCUCAAUAUAAGUUAGAAUGUUGGUGAAUCAUGAAGUUUGGGUCAUUGUGGCUUUGGCAGCUACCCUAAAAAAAUGUCUGGCUAGGAGUUCAAACUGUCAAAACUAUCUGGCUGAUGUGGAAACAACUUCUAAUCAUUGCCCAAAUUAUUAUACAUCGCCUUCCUGCUACUUAUGAGAUUCUGGAGUGGAGGCCACGUACCAGAAAGCGCAGCGUAGUACAUUCACCGUGGAGCGACAACCUCGUUAAAUGAGCACUCACUCAAAAUGUGUGUGAAAUUACUACGAAAAAGUAUAUUUUGAAUCGAAUGCUCAUUUUGCGAAGUGCACAUUCUGCGUCAAAUUCAUCAAAACCUGCCGAGGGUGAAUUGAAAUAGAUAGAAAGGUCCCGUAUACUUAAUAUCGGUAUAUCCCUUUGCUUUAUUCUCCCAGCUGUUUUGUUGACCACAUGAUAUUUCAUCUUACAAAACGGGUAUGUUAAUAAAUGAAGUACAGUUUGAGAAGAAUUGCUUUAUUAAUAUUUACAGGUAAUAUCAAUUAUCACAUUUAUUUUAAUAAAUUUAUUAAUUUAAUUUAAUAAAUUGGUUUGAAUUAAUUUAGAUAAUUUCAUGUUGGAUUAUUAUUGGGGAGAUAAAUGAAAGUUUCCGAGUUUCUUUCGAGAUUGAUAUUAUCAGUAAAACAUCAGUAUUUAAAUUCGAUUCAAUAAAUAAAAAGUUAUAGAGAAUUACA